AUGAAAUUAGUUAGGUGUUGUUCAGUAAGAUUUAUUUGCAAAGAUUACUUACUGAUAUCACCAACAGCGCUGGAAGAACGUACGCCAAUUAGAAUCGAUAACCAGGUACUACCAGUAACUGGGUUCUUCAAUCUCCAAGCACAAAUCAACGGUAUCAAUGGUGCCUCCACUGUUUCCGCAGUCUUGGUCAGUCCAACCUGUCAACCAAACAGAGACAAAUCAGAGCAACAACAAAUUGAAAACGAAAGAAAAAACGUCAUUCGUAAGGUUAAGGAUGCUAUGAACAAAUCAUAUGAUACCGGUAAAAUAUACACUGUUCAAUGCCACUAUUAA
Heterostelium album PN500 is the source of this 333-nucleotide messenger RNA. RefSeq lists its product as uncharacterized. The record is from RefSeq and is a predicted model, not a curated record. The transcript is spliced from 2 exons. Lineage: Eukaryota; Evosea; Eumycetozoa; Acytosteliales; Acytosteliaceae. The coding region runs from base 1 to 333 and encodes 110 amino acids.